UUUUGUUCAGUACAUUUCCUCAUUGUCAGUUACUUAUGUGUCAGCCAUUAUGUGCGACAUGCACCAUUGUAAUCUCAUUUUCGUUGUUUAAAGUUUUCGAAUUGAAAGUUUAUGGUUCUGUAAACCUUAAAGUGGGUUAAAUGAGUUUGUAGGCUUACAGCUGAGAGGGUUUGGAUUGGACACGUACAUGAGGGAGGAAACGUUACGUGUUGAAAAACUGAACUUUGAUUUGACUCAUAAGUAAGUACGUGGAUAGGCAUGGAUGUUACGGAGUGAAACACGGGGCUUAAGGGCCAGCCUUGGGGAGCAUGGACUCACCAGAUGGAGGAAGCUCGGGUUUAGCUUUAGAUCCAGGAGGAAAAGAAUCCAAACUAAAUGGCAAAGCUGAGUCAACAGCAGAUACGCCAUUUGGAAGGCAGCUCAGUGAACCAGGUCGAUUUGCCUACGCCGCAUUGUGUGGUGUGUCUCUCAGUCACCUUUUCCCAGGAACAGAACAAAGGUCGUUUCGGGAGCAGUAUCUGGAAGGCUUAGUGCAAUGGCUGGGUCUUGACGAGUCGGUCAUGCCAGUUAUGCAGGCCUUCCUGGCUGGACUUGGGUGUGAAGGCAGUGACACCUUCCUGUCUAUUCUUCAGGCAGAGCUGCUACUCAGCACUGGAUCUUUGCCUAUUACGCAGGAUCUUGUUUCCUUCUCGGUCAAAGAUGGUGAGUAUGAUGCCAGGGCUCGCGUCCUGAUCCGACAUGUCAGCUGCCUACUGCGUGUGUGUCCUCAGCAGCUUGAAGAUUUUGAGGAGACGCUCGGAGAGCGUUUGAGACAGGGAGAGGAGGAGAGCGAAGAAGAGUCAUCAAGAAGAAGGAAGAAAGAAAGAGGGCGUGCACUGCGGCGUUACUUGCUGAUAGGUCUUGCCACUGUUGGUGGGGGUACAGUACUGGGUGUGACGGGGGGUCUGGCUGCACCUUUAGUGGCUGCGGGAGCAGGUGCAGUGUUGGGUGCAGGAGGAGCUGCUGUUCUGGGCUCAGCUGCUGGUAUUGCCAUCAUGGCCUCCUUGUUUGGUGCUGCAGGAGCUGGAUUAACUGGUUAUAAGAUGAACAAACGAGUGGGUGCAAUUGAGGAAUUUGAGUUCCUUCCUUUGAACUCAGGGAAGCACCUUCACGUGACUGUGACUGUAACAGGAUGGCUGUGCAGUGGCAAAUACAGUUCCUUUCAGGCUCCAUGGUGCAGUCUGGGUGCCUGUGGAGAGCAGUACUGUUUGAAGUGGGAGUCCCGCUACCUACUGGAUCUGGGCUCUGUCCUGGACACACUGUGGGAUGGGCUGGUCAGCGUUGUGGCCCAGGAGGCCCUUAAAUACACAGUGCUGUCAGGCAUCGUUACUGCGCUCACCUGGCCCGCGUCUCUGCUGGCGGUGGCGAGCGUGAUUGAUAACCCAUGGGGAGUAUGUCUAAGUCGCUCAGCAGAGGUGGGAAAGCAUCUGGCGCAGGUGCUCCGGAGCAGGCAACAGGGCAAACGGCCUGUCAGUCUGAUUGGUUUUAGCCUUGGAGCUAGAGUGAUCUAUUUCUGUCUGGAAGAACUUGCCAAUGAUCAAGGUAGUGAAGGUGUCAUAGAGGAUGUCGUUCUGCUCGGAGCGCCUGUGGACGGAUCAGAGAAAACGUGGGACAGGCUCUCGAAGGUUGUUGCUGGGAAGAUUGUCAAUGGUUAUUGCAGGUUAGGAGAAGACAUGUUGCAUUUAUACCUAUAUUUCAAGAAUACAUUGGAAUUGAUGGGGUUUUUUUCUCUUUUUUUUUUUAGGGGAGAUUGGCUUCUUGGAUUUGUGUAUAGAAGUUCAUCUGUUCAGCUGUCUGUGGCAGGGCUACAGCCGAUCAGCUCAAAUAAUCGCCGCAUAUUUAAUGUGGAUCUGUCUUCUGUGGUCAAAGGUCACUUGGACUACAUGCGUCAGAUGGACACUAUCCUUGUAGCAGUUGGCAUUCCUACCAAGGAGGGAGUUGAAACUACACCUGGCCAUUCUCACUCAGUGAUGUUAAGUGAGGGGAAGCUGGACACUCCAGAGGCUCAGACCUUCAAAGAGAAUGGACAACAUGAGGAAAACCUUAUAGAGGCUUCAAACAAAAGUGAGGAGACUAACGUGAAGAAUGAAUUAACAGAGACUGAAAGAGAAGAACAAUGUGCUGGGAGAGCGCAGGAAAACGGCUGGGAUAUUCCAGACAUAUCUGACUUGCUAGACUCAUUAAGUGUCUCAGAGUCUGAGCAAAAGGACAGCAGUUUUUUCACUUGCACUGAGAGCUUUGCAAGGUCAGACCAUCAGUGCACACAGGAGGGUCAAAGUGACACAGACAGUGAGUUCAUUUCCUGGGAAUGGGACACCAAUCACUGGACUACAGAACAUACGAUCACACACCACUCUAAAAGUACUGAAUGUCCCACGCAGAAUCAAGUAGCCAAAGGCAAACAGCCUUGUUCUGCAACACUGCCUACACACUCGCUUAAAAGCCCGGUCACAGAACACACAACAACAGAGCACAUGGAUUCAGAUGAGAUUAAAGGUUAAAUCAGUGCCUCAUGGUCCUUCUACUGGAGUACCAAUAUGCUGCUGUUUAGUGCUUUUUUGCUGUUAAACACCUGAUACAUCUUGACUGCUAAUUAUAAAAGCUUUGAUUCAAGAGUUGAUUCAAGUGUGUUAUAGCAAUAAAAAACAUAAAAGUAAAUGAAACAGUGGUGCAUACUGGAAUAAAACAAACUGGAAUUUUAUUUGGAAGCUGAAAUUUCUUUAAACUUGUCUCAAUUAAUGGAAAAUCAUUUUUAUGUUAAUUUCUGACACUGAAGUAGAUACAGUUCAUUUUGUGCAAACUCCAUUCUGGAAAUUAGGGCUGCACCAUGUAUUGUUUGUUAAUCAUAUAACAACACUGCUAUUUAAUUAGCCUGAAACAUUAAAAUGAGCCCAUUGUGUACUGUGAACCUUCUGACCAAUCAUAGAGAUCAUAGAGAUUCAAGAUAUGUUUUCUUUGUGUUCAUCAAUUUACAUAUGCUGUUUUUCUUCAUGCAGAUUUAGUCGAAAUUGUCUAAACCGUUUCCUGAAAACCAGCGUAAAGUCUUAAUUAAAAAACGUAUGGUUUAACAACAA
Messenger RNA from Ictalurus furcatus (blue catfish), 3113 nucleotides. It is a transcript of the gene tmco4, whose product is annotated as transmembrane and coiled-coil domains 4. NCBI's taxonomy places the organism in Eukaryota, Metazoa, Chordata, Actinopteri, Siluriformes, Ictaluridae. The transcript has 13 exons. The record is from RefSeq and is a predicted model, not a curated record. Bases 309 to 2540 code for a protein of 743 amino acids.